AUGAUGCUCUCAUCAGGACACCUGUGUAAUAUCAGGAAAUCUGUCAUCCAGAUUGCAGUCCACCCUGAAGCCAACUCUACUGAUCAGAUACUGACAGUGAACGCCUAUACAGAGACCAGCCAGCAGGCAAAGCGCCAAAAACAAGGAAAUAAAAACACCAUCCUGCUCUAUGCUGCUGUGAGAUUUGGUUGCAGCAAAAUCUCCUCAUUCCCUCCAGAAAGGGAAGCUGGCGACCGCCCAACGCCUGUGGCACUUUCGCCCCGAUUGACCCGAUGGACUAUCUUUUUAGCCGCCUACUCCUACAAACUGCAGCAUCGGCCAGGAAAAGAGUUGGGGCAUGCGGACGCAUUAAGCAGAUGCCCACUACCAGGGGCGAUCGAGGACCCCACUCCGGGGACGCCCAUACUGUUAAUUGACUCUCUGGACUCUGGCCCAGUCACGUCUAAGGAGGUGGCUCGGGCGUCAUACCGGGACAUUACUUUGAGAACUGUACUUGGUUGGGUACAAAGAGGGUGGCCCGCUGCGCCGGGCGAGCGUUUUAAAGAAUUUGUAAAGAAACGUGGGGAACUUUCGGCUCAAGGGGGGUGCCUGCUAUGGGGGGAUCGAGUGGUGAUCCCAGAAAAAUUGAGGAAAAGGGUGUUGGACCUCCUCCACGAGGGUCACCCAGGGAUCGUUAGGAUGAAGGGUCUAGCGAGAAGCUAUGUGUGGUGGCCCUUAAUGGACUCAGAAAUUGCUGAAAGGGUAGGGAAAUGCCAGGCCUGCCAGGAGUCCAGACCUCUACCCCCAACGGCCCCGGUUCGGGAAUGGGAAAGACCCCAAGGGCCCUGGUCUAGAAUCCACAUUGAUUUUGCCGGCCCCUUCCACGGCCAAACCUUCCUGGUAGUAGUCGAUGCCUACUCCAAAUGGCUGGAAAUCAUUCUCAUGAGAUCCAUGACAGCCGAGGCCGUGAUCUCAGUCCUACGGCACCUAUUUGUAACCCAUGGGUUGCCCGACACGUUAGUAUCCGAUAACGGCCCGCAAUUCACGGCAACCCAGUUUGAGGAAUACUUGGCAGAAGAGGGCAUCCGGCAUGCCCUCUCGGCGCCUUUCCACCCUGCGACGAAUGGCCUUGCAGAGCGUUUCGUCCGGAGCGCAAAAGAGGCAUUGUCCAGACUCAAGCCAGGCGACUGGCAAACAAAAAUAGAUGUUUUCCUGGCCGUCCAACACAGAACCCCCUGUGCCACAACCGGCAGAAGCCCAGCAGAAUUAUUAAUGGGCCGAAAGCUCAGGUGCCCACUAGACCGUUUAAAUCCAAACUAUACACCGGAGGGUUACAAGGGGGGACUCGAAAAAACAAGAGGGAUGGAAAUAGGCGACCGAGUGUGGGCACACAACUAUGGUGAAGGCCCGAUCUGGGUAGCAGGAAAAAUCCUAAACAUAACAGGUCCA
Molecule: messenger RNA, 1428 nt
Organism: Ahaetulla prasina
Lineage: Eukaryota; Metazoa; Chordata; Lepidosauria; Squamata; Colubridae
Exons: 3
Biological process (GO): DNA integration
Molecular function (GO): nucleic acid binding
Source: RefSeq, a predicted model, not a curated record